Messenger RNA from Cuscuta epithymum, 1871 nucleotides. Lineage: Eukaryota; Viridiplantae; Streptophyta; Magnoliopsida; Solanales; Convolvulaceae. The record is from the annotation of a GenBank genome assembly.
AUUAAUGUUUAAUCUUCCGUAUAAACACGUACGGUUGACCCUCAUUUCUUUUCUUGGGGACGCUCGCACGCAUUUCUUUGUGAUUUGUGAAAGAGUGGUCGAGACUUUCCUCCCCCAGAAAACUCCUACACCAACACUUAUUGAUUCUACGGUAAGCCAUUUCUGAAUCCUCAAUGUUGCUUUUGUUUCGUGUAGACUUAUGAAUCAUCAUCAAACUGACAAUUUGGGGGUCUUCCCGGAGGAAGUUAUUGUCCAGAUUCUCGCACGAUUGCCAGUAAAAUCACUUGCCAGAACAAAAUGCGUUUGCAAAUUCUGGAAAACCCUAAUUUGCGACAAAUACUUCGCUCAAAUCUACAACGAAGCAUCAAUUCGAAACCCUAUGGUUCUAUUGGACGCAUGCGAGUCCUCAUCCGCCGGCGGAUUGAUCUGCGUCGACAAUAAAACUGGCGUAUCUGAAUUAUCUCUCGAUUUCGUAAGAGACAGAGUGAAAGUUAGGGCUUCCUGUAAUGGGCUGUUGUGUUGUUCAAGCAUACCUGAUAAAGGUGUCUACUAUGUCUGUAAUCCCAUGACCAGAGAGUACAAGCUUUUACCCAGAAGUAGGGAAAGACACAUCACUAGGUUUUACCCAGACGGUGAGGCCACACUAGUUGGCCUGGCUUGCAAUUUGUCAACGCGACACUAUAACGUUGUACUGGCCGGGUACCACCGGUCAUUCGGGCACCGCCCCGAGAGGAAUUUCAUAUGUUUGAUCUACGAUUCGGAAUCUAAUAAGUGGAGGAGAUUUGUCUCCUUCCAAGACCACCAGUUCAAGCAAAUGAACAAGAAUCAGACAGUUUUUGUUAAUGGGUCGUUACACUGGUUGACUGACACCGGUUCUUGUGUUUUAGUCCUCGAUUUGGCCAGUGAUGUUUGGCGGGAAAUCCGACUGCCGGACGAAGUGGGUUGCACGGUCGGAAACCGGGUUUACUUGCUGGAAUCGGACGGAUGUUUGUCUGUUGUACGGAUAUCAGAUGCUUGGAUGAUUGUUUAUGUGAUGAGAAGCUAUGAAAAGGAAGAAUGGGACUUGGUGGAUCGAGUGAGUCUGAGAUGCAUAAGAGGGAUGGUUCCCGGGGUGUUUCCUAUAAGUCAAACGGGUGAAUGUGUGUUUCUUGCCACACACAAGCAGGUUUUGGUGUAUAAGACAAAGAGCAAGGUGUGGAAGGAGGUGUAUUCUGUGAAGAAUGUGUCCAGGCUGCCUUUAUGGUUCUCUGCUUAUUCGUUUCGCAGCACAAUCUUUUCAUGUCAUUGAAUUCUCCUUUAAUUCACUUCUUUUAUGUUGAUAAAUUGAUGGACUUUUGGGGGUGCAUUGAUCAUUUGAGUGAAUAUCGUUAAAAUACAAGUUUGAUGGUCAGAGUCUUGUAGUAUUUGGCAAUCUUGAGUUUAAGGCAAUGUAAAUAAAAAUAAGGUGCCAACUUAUCCUCGAGUUGUGAUAUUCUUUUACUAAAAUAAACUGAGAAUAAGGUUGUAUGGUGUUGACAAUCUCAACAGUAUCAAGUGGUAUUCCGAGCUACGGAGUAACUUGUACGAGUAUAUUGUUGCUCUUCUUCAGUUCUGGAGAGCUAGAUACGAAGUAUAUUAUAUUGGAAAUCAGAGUUUGAAAAUUUUUAUACGGUCAUUUUAGGUGCCAAAACUUCAUACGUUAAUAUGUAUAUAGUAGGAGUAAUUGAAUGGGUUAUAAACUAUGUAGCACGGAUACUUCAUUGGGAUAUUGUCUAGGUGUAUCAGAAAUGUUCAUAUAUCAGAUACUAUAAGAUUCACGUAAUGUAUGUUCUUGGGUCGUAUUUGCAAUUUAUUAAAAGUUUCCAACUUUUUGUUAUAUAUUUCAAAAUUUC